AUGAUGGGCUCGGCCACCCCUGUUAGCUCCGGCCAUACCAAGAAACAGCCACUUUUCUCGUCAGAGUUUCUUGCGUCAAAAUGGGCCAAGCUCUUCUUUCUUGUUGUCGGCCUGCAGGCGCUAGUCUGUAUGGCUUUCGAGGCGUACGUGUUCGCGAGAUUCCAGUAUAGCCUUAAAUACCAGUAUGACCAAGACGCCACUGCCGAACAAAAAUCACAGUAUCGCACGAUCCCGACCUUUCUGGCGCUCUUCAUCUUUGGCUUCCUCUACAUCCUGAUCCUAUCAUGGGACGCCCUGCGGCUCAAGAAUACCAUUCAGGUCAUUGGCCUCUGCAUCGCCAACCUGGCCAUUUUUGUCUACGCCAUCCUCCAGAUCGAUCAGAUCGAAAAGUCCAUCGGCAAGCUGCUGGACGCUGGGCUGAUCAAGCCGGAUAAGCAGGACAGGGACGUGUGGGCACUCUGCAAGCCGUUCCUCGUUGCCGUUCCCGCCAUCGUGGGUGUCGUGACCAUCGCCAUGGGCGCCCUCGCAUAUCAGCUUUACCGCGAGUUCGCGUGGGAUAUUCUGAAGCAGAUCGGUGCGGACUACCGCAUGAAGAAGCGCUUCCUGCACUAUCAGAUCUACAUUGCCCUGCUCAAGUUCGACUUCUUCUUCUUCCUCGGUUUCACCAUCCAGUUCCUGGUCAUCGUCAACGGCCUCAAGGACUUCGAGCUCGGCCUACACGUAGCCGCCAUCCCCAUCACCAUCGCCAUUCUUCUCUGCGCCGCCUUCUUCACCCAGCGCGAGAAUCGCGUGGGCGUGUGCUUCGUCAUUCUCCUCUACUUUGGCGGCCUGGCCUACUUCUUCUUCAAGUUGGUCCGCAUCUACCAACCCGGUCACAAGGACGACUACAAGGCCGUCCAGCGCUCGCUCACGGCCUUCGCCGUGCUGACUAUCAUCCUCAUCAUCCUGACCAUCACCAACGCCUUCAUCUGCAUGAGCAACUUUGGCGCUGGCCUGAAGACCCAUCUCGUCCGGCCGGCGGCCCCGGACCCGGAGAAGGAAGACGCCAACUCGUAUCAGUUGAACGACCAGAAACCGUCGCUUCCCACUCGGAUGACGAUCGAUUAA
Molecule: messenger RNA, 1107 nt
Organism: Parathielavia appendiculata
Lineage: Eukaryota; Fungi; Ascomycota; Sordariomycetes; Sordariales; Chaetomiaceae
Exons: 3
Coding region: 1-1107 (368 amino acids)
Cellular component (GO): Golgi apparatus
Source: RefSeq, a predicted model, not a curated record